AGACAAAAGUAUCCGGUUAUUCCUACUUGGCCGCGUAUCUGUGUGUAUAUAUAUCGACUCUGUAGCUACACUUUCGAGUCUUGAAAAACCCUAGAUCUUAACUGCCUCUCUCAGCCUCUCUUUAAGCCUCCAGCUCCGGAAAGACUUUACUGCCAUGGGUGUCACGUUUUACAACCUUAGCUCUGCAGCUGGCCUUAAGAAGCUUGAUGAGUACCUCCUAAGUCGUAGUUACAUCUCUGGGUAUCAAGCUUCAAAAGAUGACCUUGCUGUUCAUGCUGCCCUUGCAAAGCCACCAUCCUCUGAAUACGUCAAUGCUCUACGGUGGUUCCACCACAUUGAGGCUCUUUUGAGGAUUUCUGGUGUGUCUGCCGAUGGAUGUGGCGUUACUGUAUCAGGGUCUGCCCCUUUGGUCGAAGAUGCCUUGGCAAAUCUUUCUAUUGCUGAUAAGGCUUCUCCUGCUGAGGAGGACGAUGACGAUGACGAUGUUGAUCUGUUUGGUGAGGAGACUGAAGAGGAAAAGAAGGCCUCUGAAGAACGUGCCGCAGCUGUCAAGGCAUCCGGGAAAAAGAAAGAGUCCGGCAAAUCAUCUGUCUUGUUGGAUGUAAAACCAUGGGAUGAUGAAACUGACAUGAAGAAGCUUGAAGAAGCUGUUAAAAGUAUAAAGAUGGAAGGCUUGUUGUGGGGCGCAUCCAAGCUGGUACCUGUUGGAUAUGGUAUAAAGAAACUGCAGAUUAUGAUGACAAUUGUGGACGACUUGGUGUCUGUUGACGAUCUUGUUGAGGAUUAUCUUACUGCUGAGCCAGCAAAUGAGUACAUCCAGAGCUGUGACAUUGUUGCAUUUAAUAAGAUUUAAUCUUUUGAAAUGUGCAAUUUUGGACGGGCUUUCAGUGGUUGAGAUUGGCUAGUUUUUUCUUUUGAUGGACAUCAUUAUUUGCAGUUUGCAAUGUAUGAAUGUUUUAUUUAAUUUGUACCAGUUGAUGGUUAAACAUCUAAGCUUUUUACCCGCAUAAUAUUUAUUUAGAACAUUUUGGCAUGCAA
Molecule: messenger RNA, 1038 nt
Organism: Daucus carota subsp. sativus
Lineage: Eukaryota; Viridiplantae; Streptophyta; Magnoliopsida; Apiales; Apiaceae
Product: elongation factor 1-delta
Exons: 8
Coding region: 155-853 (232 amino acids)
Biological process (GO): translational elongation
Cellular component (GO): eukaryotic translation elongation factor 1 complex; cytosol
Molecular function (GO): translation elongation factor activity; guanyl-nucleotide exchange factor activity
Source: RefSeq, a predicted model, not a curated record